GGAAAUGAGCAAACUAUAGCUGGUCGAGCGGAUGAUCUUUUUCGUUUUAUGAAGUGGUUGAGUUGCUUUCUGUUUUUCUCCUGUUAUCCUUCUGCACCCUAUAGGAGAAAAAUUAUGGCGAUGGAUCUAUUUCUAGUAAUGCUUAAUGUUUGGUCAGUUGUUCCUUCAAAAGAAAAGUCUUGUGAUACUCUUCUCCUUCCCUAUAACGAAGGAAUUACUUUACCUGAUUCAGUUCUUUUGUUAGUUGGAUCAAUAAUUGAUAGUUGGGAUAGUCUGAGAGAAAGUUCUUUCCGUAUAUUGCUUCACUUUCCAACUCCACUUCCUGGCAUUUCUAGUGAACAUAUGGUGGGAGAAGUAAUCACAUGGGCGAAAAAGUUAGUUUGCAGCUCCCGUGUCCGAGAAAGUGACGCUGGAGCACUAACAUUAAGGCUCGUAUUCAGAAAGUAUGUUUUGGAUUUAGGCUGGAUAGUCAGAGCUUCAGGUGAUGUUGUUUGCUUAGAUUCCGAUUCCGUGCAUAAAUUACCAAAUGUGGGUGCGGAGAUAUUCAGAUCAAACCAUCCAGUGGCAGAGUAUUUGAAAUCCUUAAUUGAUUGGUUGAAUAUCUCUGUAACUGAGGGAGAGAGGAAUCUCGCUGAAGGCUGCAAAAACAGCUUUGUUCAUGGUGUGUUGCUCGCUUUGCGCUAUACUUUUGAAGAGUUGGAUUGGAGUUCAGAUAUCGUGCUCUCUAGUCUCUCAGAGAUAAGAAGUCUACUGGAAAAGCUUUUGGAGCUUGUGAUGCGAAUAACUUCCCUGGCACUCGGCGUGGUUUCAGCAGAUGCCUGGUACCUUCCGGAGGACAUGGACGACAUGGACGAUGAUGAUGCCUUUCUGUUGGAUGUUCCAGAUGAGGCUGAUGCAUCCACGUCAACAUCAGAACAGAUUGUGAUGGUUGGCUGUUGGCUUGCCAUGAAAGAGGUUAGUCUUCUUUUAGGAACAAUCACAAGGAAAGUGCCUUUGCCUGCUGCUUCUGAUUCAGUUGAAUCUGAUCCAAAUGCUUCCAUUAUAUUAAAACACGAUGAAGUACUCGAUUUGAGACAACUUAAAGUGAUUGGAGACCACUUUUUGGAAGUUCUUUUGAAAAUGAAACACAAUGGUGCGAUCGAUAAGACAAGGGCCGGAUUUACUGCUCUUUGCAACCGUUUACUUUGUUCAAAUGACCAAAGACUUUGUAAGUUAACAGAAUCCUGGAUGGAUCAGCUAAUGGAAAGAAUGGCCGCAAAUGGUCAGACAGUCGACGAUUUAUUGAGGAGAAGCGCUGGUAUUCCAGCUGCCUUUAUUGCUCUAUUUCUAGCAGAGCCAGAAGGUUCCCCUAAGAAGCUUCUACCAAGAGCUCUCAAGUGGCUCAUAGAUGUUGCUGAGAGGUUGUUGCAGAAUCCGAUUGAUUCGGACUGUAAAAACAGAAACUUCUCCGAGUUACCAUCCGCAGAGUUAGGCCAAGACACAGAGUCUGUGUUGCCCCAUGAGACUUAUGCAAGUGAAAAAACCUCUAAAAUUCGAGAUGAAGGCGUCAUUCCAACAGUUCAUGCAUUCAAUGUCCUUAGAGCCUCUUUCAAUGAUGCCAACCUAGCAACUGAUACUUCUGGUUUCUCUGCUCAGGCUAUAAUUGUUUCUAUUCGCGCAUUCUCUUCUUCUUACUGGGAGGUGCGUAAUAGUGCUUGCUUGGCAUACACUGCUUUAGUUCGGCGGAUGGUAGGAUUUCUCAAUGUUCACAAACGAGAAUCAGCUCGUCGAGCUUUAACUGGACUUGAAUUUUUUCACAGGUAUCCAGCAUUGCAUCGAUUUCUAUUGGAUGAACUGAAAGUGGCUACUGAUUCUCUUGAUGAUGGCUGUUCUGGAAAUGCAGAAUCCAAUCUAGCAAAAGUUGUGCACCCAAGCUUGUGUCCUGUGUUAAUUCUUCUAUCCAGGCUUAAGCCUUCUACAAUUGUAAGUGAAGCUGGGGAUGACCUGGAUCCAUUUCUCUUCAUGCCGUUCAUCAGGAAGUGCUCGUCUCAAAGCAAUCUACGAAUUCGUGUUCUUGCAUCGAGAGCAUUAACAGGCCUGGUUUCCAAUGAGAACUUACCAUCAGUCAUCCUCAAUAUAGCAUCUGGGUUGCCUGUUGAUGACAACACAAUCAUGGCUCCCGAAUUGAGCACAGUCUUAGAUGUGACUGCAACGACUCAACGUUCUUCGUAUAAUAAGAUCCAUGGAAUCUUGUUGCAGUUGAUUUCUCUUUUGGAUACAAAUUGUAGAAAUCUAGCAGAUAUUUCGAAGAAAAUCCAGAUUCUUAAUGACUUGGUCGAGGUCCUUGGACAUUGCUCUUGGAUGGCUAAGCGUAGACAUUGCUCUUGCCCAAUUCUUGGUACGUCUUUCUUACGAGUCCUUGGGCACAUGCUGAGUAUUGUUAGAACAUGCCCAAGAAGCAAAAGUUUGUAUAUCAUCCGCAACCUGCUUCUGGAUCUAUCUACUGAGUGCUUAGACAUGGAAACCUACCACAAACUGUCAUUUUAUGAUCCAACAUUGGCAGAACUUCGGCAACAAGCAGCUAUUUGCUACUUCAAUUGUGUGCUUCAACCAUUUGAUGAAGAAGAUUAUGCAGCUAUUCAGAAGUCACAAAGAUCUGAGUCUGAUGAAGAUGUGCCAGCCACUCUAAUAAAUUAUCCU
This is a messenger RNA of Cucurbita pepo subsp. pepo (vegetable marrow), 2679 nucleotides long. Lineage: Eukaryota; Viridiplantae; Streptophyta; Magnoliopsida; Cucurbitales; Cucurbitaceae. The record is from RefSeq and is a predicted model, not a curated record.